AUGUUGGAACUUGGUAGGGAGUCGGACUCGGGAACCGAGAUUGUGGGAUACUCAUGCACCGCUUUCAGCGCUAGCAUGCUCUAUAUGUAUGGUUGGCUCAACCUCUUGUUAACACGGAACCGUUUAGGAUUCGAACUGACCAACCAACAUGGCGAUUUACAUCUCUGGCCCUUCGGCCUCCUUGCUUGGACUUGCCUUGCACAUAGAGUAGAAGGUGCCUCGGAAGACAAGAAACCCAAGCCUGUGGACCCAUGUACAAUAUCAUCGACGACCGGAUCUUUCUUUGAUUUGAGACCAUUAUCAAUACAACUUCCGGAAGAAGGCAAGAAACCCGCCAAGAAUGCGAAGACGGACGAUUGGCAUGCGAGAGGGUAUGAUUACAAAGGGAACUUUACACUGAAUGUAUGCGCGCCGGUAGUAGAAGGGCUGAAAGAUGUUGUUGGAGUGGACAAAAAUCAUUGGCGGAAUGUGAGCGCAUUCUAUGAGUUUGAGGGAAAGAAGUAUUCUGUCGGACAACAAUCGGGGAAUCUAACACUCCGUGGAAGAAAGCUGGUUCUGGAAUAUAAGAAUGGAUCACCAUGUGUAGGGAAGAACAAGAAAAGAAGCUGGGAUGAUGAUGAUGACGAUGACGAUGACGAUGACGAUGACGACGAUAAAUCAAUACGCCGAAAAUCUAGUAUCAUAUCCUUUCAUUGCGAGAAAGAUCCACUCGCCACGGCAUCCGCCUCGUACGUAGGCACUGAUCCGCAAGAAUGCGCGUACUUUUUCGAAGUGCGCUCGCAAGCUGCAUGCGGAGGCUCCGAACCUGCCAAACAAACUGUAGGCCCCGGUGCUGUGUUCGCUAUCAUAGGGGUUAUCGCCAUCAUGGUAUACUUCCUCGGUGGUGUCUUUUACCAACGAAACGUCGCGCAUGCAAGAGGGUGGAGACAAUUGCCUAAUUAUAGCUUCUGGGCUGGCAUAGGAAAUUUCAUAAAGUCACAUAUAACAAUUGCACAUUUCCUUGAUAUUUUCAUCAUCGCUACAUCAUCAUGUGCCAGAUGUUUACCUACUCACAGGGGAUACAACGUCUUGAGUAUCUCUGCAAAUGGCAACUCGGGAAGUGCCAAUGGUGGGAGAGGUGGAAAUGGAAGAGAUAGGGGCAUUAGUGCGAAUGAAAGUGGAAGAAGAAAUUCAGGGAGCGAGGAUGAAAAUCGUUUGAUUGAUCAAUUGGAUGAGGAAUGGGAUGAUUAG
This is a messenger RNA of Sclerotinia sclerotiorum 1980 UF-70, 1230 nucleotides long. RefSeq lists its product as hypothetical. Gene Ontology annotation, biological process: vacuolar transport. The record is from RefSeq and is a predicted model, not a curated record. Bases 1 to 1230 code for a protein of 409 amino acids. Lineage: Eukaryota; Fungi; Ascomycota; Leotiomycetes; Helotiales; Sclerotiniaceae. The transcript is spliced from 6 exons.